Molecule: messenger RNA, 591 nt
Organism: Aspergillus oryzae RIB40
Lineage: Eukaryota; Fungi; Ascomycota; Eurotiomycetes; Eurotiales; Aspergillaceae
Exons: 1
Coding region: 1-591 (196 amino acids)
Biological process (GO): glutaminyl-tRNAGln biosynthesis via transamidation; regulation of translational fidelity
Molecular function (GO): glutaminyl-tRNA synthase (glutamine-hydrolyzing) activity
Source: RefSeq, a predicted model, not a curated record
AUGCUUUGUCUACGCUCCACGGCUUCUCAGUUGUCCAGACGGAUCAGUCCUCGGACUUCGCGACUUUCCAACCUGGCUGAAGUCCGCAGAAUCCGUUUCUAUAGCCCCAAACCCGAGCAGGUAGACGUCGAUGCGCUACUUGCGAAGCCAUCCUGGUCCGUCCGUUCUCUCCUCCCUGACCAGACCGCGAAACAAUCGUCGCCGACAGUCACGCCGGCGCAACUCCAUCACCUACUCCGCCUGUCAGCCCUUCCGCUGCCAUCUACCAAAGAGGAGGAAGCUAAGAUGCUUGAGACCCUUGAGUCUCAAAUCCAUUUCGUGAAAGAGAUACAGCGUGCCGACGUGACGGGUGUCGAGCCGCUGCAGAGCAUCCGGGACGAAAGCCUUGAGGCAUUGAAGGAGAAUACAAUUGGACUGGAACAACUGAAGGACGCUCUAGCUAAAGAACGAGUGGUUGGCCGAAAUAAGAGGAUCCAACGCGUUGAAUCUGAGAGAAAUGAUCGCCCGGAUGGAGAUGCAUGGGACGGAAAUGCCCUUGGCUAUGCUUCCAAGACGAAGGGCAAGUUCUUCGUCGUGGAAACAGGUAACUAA